Oncorhynchus tshawytscha (Chinook salmon) is the source of this 3227-nucleotide messenger RNA. RefSeq names its product sodium- and chloride-dependent GABA transporter 2-like. Gene Ontology annotation, biological process: sodium ion transmembrane transport. Lineage: Eukaryota; Metazoa; Chordata; Actinopteri; Salmoniformes; Salmonidae. The record is from RefSeq and is a predicted model, not a curated record. Gene Ontology annotation, cellular component: membrane. Bases 393 to 2534 code for a protein of 713 amino acids. The transcript is spliced from 16 exons.
UUCUAAUGCUGCGUUAAAGGGCAAGUCGGAAACUUAAAAACUCAGACAAACCCGGAAUUGUUACUGGUUGAACGCGGCACGCGUAUAACUACAACCAGUUAGCAAGUCGGAGAUUUAAGUGUUUCCUAGUUCCGAAUAGCACGUGAACGCGGCAAAUGUAUAGGCUGCUCUUCGGAAUUAGGUAGGCUAAAAUAACCGCGGUCGUAAUCCUUGUGAAAUGCUAAAUGUUGACCACGAAAAACGCAUUGUUUUUAGGCUAUUUAUUUGUGUGGUUUCAUCUGCGCUGUUGUAUGGCGUAUGAAAGUUUUCGAUAACCGUACCAACUGAAACCUGAUUAUUAUAAAUGAUUAACCCAGUAAUUCUAAAGUUCACCGUUUUACAUCCGUCCGUUUAUGCUCACAACUAUUUGUGUUGCCCGUGAGGUGUGUUAUGAAAGGCGCAAGGAAGGCAUGUUGUGGAGAUCCGUCUCUACAUUCAUUGGCGGGAUCAGCCAACGGCUUCCCUCAUGCGCAAUUCCUUUGCAGUCUGGACGUGGAGGGGUGAACAUCUCCUGCUCUGACUGCAGCUGGGAGGGACUGGUGCGAGAGGACUGGGCCACCUGUGAGUGCUUUGGGACCCCCGGUAGAACCCGCUGCUCGUUGAGAAGAGAGUGUGUGUGUAUCUCUACUGGAUCCCGUCAUGUUGACCCAGCCUGCUCCGGAGCAGGGAGGUGUGUUGCUGAACAGUGGCCUGCACAUGAAGAGCAAGAAGGGUCUGGAGGCCGGGAAAGUGGAAGGCCUGCAGGCCCGGGGCCAGUGGGCCAGCAAGGCAGAGUUCCUGCUGGCUGUGGCGGGACAGAUCAUAGGCCUGGGCAACGUGUGGAGAUUCCCCUACCUGUGCUACAAGAACGGAGGAGGUGUGUUCUUUGUGCCCUACCUGUUGUUUUUGGUUCUGUGUGGUGUUCCUCUCUUCCUGAUGGAGACCUCUCUGGGUCAGUAUACCAGCCUGGGAGGGGUCAGUGCCUGGAGGAGCAUCUGCCCACUGUUCGGAGGUACAAACACACACCACCCCAAGGUCUGGGCUUUGCCAGUCAGGUGAUGAUCCUCCACGGGUGUGUGUAUUACAUUGUGGUCCUGGCCUGGGCUCUCUUCUACCUGGUGCACAGCUUCCAGUCAGAGCUGCCCUGGGCCCACUGCAACAACACCUGGAACACAGAUACCUGUGUGUUGUUUGACUGUCAGAACCUAACCUCUGGGACCGGCCUACCAGAGAACGCUACCUCGCCUGUCAUCGAGUUCUGGGAGCGGGAGGUCCUGCAGCUGUCCAGUGGACCAGAUGAGCUGGGGCCAGUCAGCUGGAGGAUGGCUCUGUGUCUACUGCUAGUCUGGGUCGUCUGCUACUUCUGUGUGUGGAAGGGGGUCAAAUCCACUGGCAAGGUGGUCUACAUUACCACCACGUUCCCCUACUUGAUGCUGGCCAUCCUGCUGGUACGUGGCAUCACCCUGCCUGGAGCUGCCCAGGGCAUCGUCUACUAUCUCAAACCCAACAUCACCCGCCUGGCAGACCCACAGGUAUGGAUGGAUGCGGGGACUCAGAUCUUCUUCUCUUAUGGCAUCUGUCUGGGGAGCCUUACCGCCCUGGGCAGCUACAACAAAUACAACAACGACUGCUAUAAGGACUGUUUAUCCCUGUGCCUGCUGAACAGUGGCACCAGCUUCCUGGCAGGCUUUGCCAUCUUCUCUGUGCUAGGCUUCAUGGCUCAGGAGCAGGGCGUGGACAUUGCAGAUGUGGCCCAGUCAGGCCCUGGGCUGGCCUUUAUAGCUUACCCUCGGGCUGUAGCCAUGAUGCCUCUCCCUCAGCUCUGGGCUGUGUGCUUCUUCCUCAUGAUCAUCAUGCUGGGGCUGGACACACAGUUUGUGAGCCUGGAGGCCCUGAUGACCUCUGUGACUGACCUCUACCCUACGGUGAUCCGGCGGGGUUAUCGACGAGAGCUGCUGCUGCUGAUGGUGUGUGUCGUCUGCUUCCUGGUUGGCCUGGUCAUGGUCACCCCGGGUGGUCUCUAUGUGUUCCAGAUCUAUGACCACUACUCCUGUAGUGGGGCCAGUCUGCUGCUCCUGUCCAUCUUCCAGUCGGUGGCCGUGGGCUGGGUUUACGGGCCUGACAGGUUCAAUGACAACAUUAAGCACAUGAUUGGCUACAGCCCGCUGCCCUUCUUCAAGCUGUGCUGGCGCUAUCUGACGCCAGCCAUGUGCACGGCGACGUUUGUGUUCUCCUUGGUGUGCUGGUCCCCUCUGUCCCUGGGCAAGGGCAUAGUAGCCCCGGGGUGGGCCACAGCUCUGGGAUGGCUCCUCACCCUCUCCUCUGUCUCCCUGCUGCCCCUCUGUGCACUUUACGCCCUUGCCACCACCCCCGGCAGCCUAACACAGCGUUUCCGCCGGCUGUGUCGUCCUGCCCCCGACUCCAAUUUGGCCAUGGACCACCGGACCACCUCUCUCACCUUUGAACCCUGUCUGGCUCUCACCGCCGGAAAUCCAAUGAGCCAAUCGCAGACGUGAUCUAGGGACGUCCACCCUGGGUUUAGCCAAUGAUACGGUUUCUGCGCACCAAUGGGACAGAUCAGAAUCGGGGGUCAUGGGAUGUUUCUAUGGAGAUGGGAAGGCCUCUGCCCCUCUGUUGUGUUCUCACUGGUAAAUGGAGACAGGAUGGUGGUUGAAACUGUGAUGGGCCUGGGAUAUGUCGACCGGACUUAGUGACAUGCCCAUGAAGGAGGGGGAGGGGGAAAUGACCUCAUCAUAAUUUCAGUCAGACUAGUCAAUGGUUUCUGACUGGACUAUUUUGAUCAGACUGUUUGGGUCUGAAAUGGUACCCUAUUCCCUCCCUAUAUAGUACACUAUUACCUUUAACCAGGGCCGCUAGGGCUCUGGUCAAAAGUAGUGCACUAUGUAGGAAAUAUGGUGCCAUUUCAGUCUGUAAUUGGCUGAAACUGUUUACAGAAAAUGAGAAAUCUCAUCUGGGAUUGGAAGUAGUGAAGAAAAUCAUACCGUAAAAGAUAUUUUUCUCCUUUUUGCUACUUAUUGUGUUGAAUCAUGAAUCGAGUAAAGUGAAUGCAGUACCAUGUUGAAAACAUAAGUAAUAAUCAGAGAGACACUAUACACUGAGUGUACGAAACGUUAGGAACACCUGCUCUUUCCAUGACACAGACUGACCAGGUGAAUCCAGGUGAACGCUAUUCUCCCUUAUUGAUGUCA